GUACAUCAGGGUGAGCCUUUGGGGAGAAAUGGAGCUGGUCUAUUCGAAGAAGCUCGCUGCCGAAGCAAUGAAGCUCCCGCUCGAGAUGGCGGAAACGGCAGCAACCUUCUCUGAGAAGAUCGUGAACUUCGUCGUGGGCUUCAUCUUUGCCAUUUUCUUAGGAGUGCUCUCCUUUACCGUGGGCAUCCUCAUAGACAUUUUCCUCAACCUCUUGCCCACCUUGGUUGUUCUGGUGCCUUUGGGCCUCGGACUUGGAACUUGGGCCCUGAAGAGCCUGCCCGCCUCCGUGGCGGCCCUUGCCGGACCGGUUCUUGGCAGG
Messenger RNA from Symbiodinium natans, 319 nucleotides. The record is from the annotation of a GenBank genome assembly. Lineage: Eukaryota; Dinophyceae; Suessiales; Symbiodiniaceae.